AAUUUUCUCUCCCUCGCUCUUUUCGUCUUUUUUCCCCCUUCCCUUCGCAGCUCAACAUGCAGAAAAAAGACACUUCUCCACAUGGUUUCCUGCCUAAUUUCGAACAUUUUGCCACGCAGGCCAUCCAUGUGGGUCAGGAACCAGAGCAAUGGAACUCCAGGGCUGUGGUGCCUCCUAUAUCACUGUCUACCACGUUCAAGCAGGGGGCGCCCGGCCAGCACUCGGGUUUUGAAUAUAGCCGUUCUGGAAAUCCCACAAGGAAUUGCCUGGAGAAAGCAGUGGCAGCACUGGAUGGGGCUCAGUACAGUUUGGCCUUUGCUUCAGGUUUAGCAGCAACUGUGACUAUCACUCAUCUUUUAAAAGCAGGAGACGAAAUUAUUUGUAUGGAUGAUGUAUAUGGAGGUACCAACAGGUACUUCAGGCAGGUGGCAUCAGAAUUUGGAUUGAAGAUUUCUUUUGUUGAUUGUUCCAAACCCAAACUGCUAGAGGCAGCAAUUACACCAGAAACUAAGCUUGUUUGGCUUGAAACCCCCACGAAUCCCACAUUGAAGAUAAUUGACAUCGAAGCCUGUGCACAUAUUGUCCAUAAACAUAGAGAUAUUAUUUUGGUCGUGGAUAACACUUUUAUGUCGGCAUAUUUCCAACGGCCUUUGUCUCUGGGAGCUGAUAUUUGUAUGUAUUCAGCAACAAAAUAUAUGAAUGGGCACAGUGAUGUUGUGAUGGGUUUAGUGUCUCUUAAUUCAGAAAAUCUUCACAAUAGGCUUCGUUUCUUGCAAAACUCUCUUGGAGCAGUACCUUCUCCUCUUGACUGUUACCUCUGCAAUCGAGGUCUAAAGACUCUGCAAAUCCGAAUGGAAAAGCAUUUCGAAAAUGGAAUGGCAGUGGCUCGGUUUCUCGAAACUAAUCCUCGAGUAGAAAAAGUUAUUUUUCCUGGGCUCCCGUCUCAUCCGCAGCAUGAGCUGGCAAAGCGUCAGUGCACAGGUUGCCCAGGGAUGAUCACUUUCUAUAUUAAGGGCACUCUUCAGCAUGCUGAGACUUUUCUCAAGAACUUAAAGCUAUUUACUCUGGCUGAGAGCUUGGGAGGAUAUGAAAGUCUUGCUGAGCUUCCGGCCAUCAUGACCCAUGCAUCUGUGCCAAAGAGUGACAGAGCUACCCUUGGAAUUAGUGAUACAUUGAUUCGACUCUCUGUGGGCUUAGAAGACAAGAAAGACAUACUAGAAGAUUUAGAUCAAGCUUUGAAGGCAGCAGUAAGUUUUAUAUAUUAUAAUGAUGAUGAUGUUGAUGAUGAUUAUUUUCUGUGA
This is a messenger RNA of Elephantulus edwardii (Cape elephant shrew), 1301 nucleotides long. Its product is annotated as cystathionine gamma-lyase-like. Bases 57 to 1301 code for a protein of 414 amino acids. Gene Ontology annotation, biological process: transsulfuration. Gene Ontology annotation, cellular component: cytoplasm. The transcript has 12 exons. Gene Ontology annotation, molecular function: cystathionine gamma-lyase activity; pyridoxal phosphate binding. Lineage: Eukaryota; Metazoa; Chordata; Mammalia; Macroscelidea; Macroscelididae. The record is from RefSeq and is a predicted model, not a curated record.